Messenger RNA from Carya illinoinensis, 2163 nucleotides. Its product is annotated as GATA transcription factor 16-like. The record is from RefSeq and is a predicted model, not a curated record. Bases 1106 to 1840 code for a protein of 244 amino acids. The transcript is spliced from 2 exons. Gene Ontology annotation, biological process: regulation of DNA-templated transcription. Lineage: Eukaryota; Viridiplantae; Streptophyta; Magnoliopsida; Fagales; Juglandaceae. Gene Ontology annotation, molecular function: zinc ion binding; sequence-specific DNA binding.
UAUUAUAAGUAAAGGACAAUUAUGUAAAAUCGAAAUUAUAUUAACGAGGUAUCAUAAUUAUAUUGAUUAUAAAAUGAGUUAUAAAAUAGUGUUUGGCAUCUAUAUCCUUUCUUCUUGCCUAUCUUUCCCGUUGUUUCUUUCCUCUCCAUACAGAAAGUAGAACCGAAAUGGCUAAAUAGAACAAUUCAUUUGCUCAGAGAGAUUUUAUAUUUUAGAAGUUUGAUUUCGAAUGAAAAACCAAAAGACCAGACCAUACAUGAAUGAAAACUGUAGGGACAUGUCCAUUGGUUAAGGAGAAGCAUACAAAGAGACAAUUCUUGGCAUGAUUUCGUGUUACCCAGAAAAGUUGCAGCUUUUGAGGGAGAGAGAUUUGGAGGGAGGCUCGUCUUUUAAGGGAUAGCAUGACUUAAAUUGAAGGGUAUGGUCUGUACUACUAAUCUGCUGCUUCGUUGGAGAAAGAGCUUUUGAAGCCAUCCCCAUCACUUCUCUCUCUCUCUCUGUGUGGCACUGCAGGCAGUGUGGUGUGCGUGGGGUGGUCUAUCUAGUCCGAGCAUGGUGUUGGUGUACAUUUUAAACCAUUUUGAGGGUUCAUUUGCCGACGGUUUUAAGGCUUUUGAACCAUUUUGUUCGGAUCUUCCAUACAACAAAGGAGUUUCGGGUUUAAUACAAUUACCAUCUUCUUCCUGCAUCAAUUUCCUUUCUUUUUGAUACAGACAUCAUUUAAUCCAAACUUCAACAGAAAGGGAAAGAGUUCUUAAAAAAUGCCACAUGAUUUUAUGGGUGUAUAAUAUCGGUUAGGUCAUAGUGUGUAAUGUGUCGCGAGUCUGACAUAUUUUUGUAGGCGGGCGAGUACGAAAAUGACAUCCCCACCCGUGCAUGCUGACACGUGGCCCCCGCCGCUCACCACAAUUUGGCGGUUGUGCUGCCACCAAAUGUUCUGCUGAUCGAGGAUAUUUCCGUCAUUCCGAGAAGGAAAAACCCUAGAGGCUAGGGUUUUGUGCAUAUCCACUGUGCACUCUCUGUCGGUUUCUGUGUGUGCGGGUGCGCGGGUGCGUUUUGCAUGUCAGUUCCUAUUUAGUGCAGCGUUCUCUCUGUUUUGCGCUGAAUGCCAGAGUCUCUGUUUUGGGGGUUUGUUCAUUGCUUCUGUUUCUCGCUUCAGUCCCUCUCUCCCUCUCUCUGGGUGAAAUUGCAAAUUCUUGGGAAACUGGGUUUCAUGGGCGUGAUGGAUAGGAUUGAAAAUGUGGUGUGUUUCAGAACUAUUUAUACCUUCAAUGCUUCCUUGAGAGAGCAAAAGAAAAAUAAAACUUCGAAGUUUACUCUGGUUUUAUUUGGGAGUUUUUUGUAUGAAUGUAUGACACCAUUGUUGGUUAUGAUUCAGGAAUCAUUGUCCCAGGCUAUAACGGCUGAGAAAAAGAAGUGCUGUGCCGAUUGCAAGACCACGAAGACCCCCUUGUGGAGAGGGGGACCUACUGGGCCCAAGUCAUUAUGUAACGCCUGUGGGAUCAGAUACAGGAAGAGGAGGAUUUCUAUGGUGGGUUUGAGCUACGGAUCAUACAGGAAAAGAGACAAGUCACACUGUCAUGGUACUUCUUCUGCUACCAUCACCACCACUGCUGCUGAUACAACCACAUUCACUGCUAUAACUGCUGGUAAUGGUGGUGGCAGAGACCUUAGUGUGUCCUUGAAAACGAAAUUAAUGGCGUUGGGUAAGGAUUUGUUGCUGCAAAGGUCACCAUCAGUGAUGAAGAAACAGAGGUGGCAGAGGAGGAGGAAGUUGAAGGAGGAGGAACAAGCAGCCUGGUCUCUUAUGGCACUGUCCAGUGGUUCUGUUUUUGCCUGAAAGCCGAAGGAGUAAAAAGAACACAAAGGGCACAAGACAAAAAACCGAAAAAAAAGAAAAAACCCCUAACCAACCAACCAACCAACCAACCAACACUGCAUCACAUAUACCUUUUGUUGUCCUUUUAUACUACUUUAUCGAAACUCCCCUUUGAUGUUAUUAGGGUUUUUCAAAUACAGAAGAAUAUGAAUGGAAUAGUUAGGGAAAUAGGGAGUCAUAUAGUUAGUGUUUAGGGAAUGAUACUCCUGUCUUUGGUGUUACAUCUUUAAUUAUAAUGUACAUGCACUCUGAAGUAAUGGUAUAUAUGAUCUUUCAUUUCGAUA